AUGUCUAGGGGCCCGUCAUUGACGAGCUUUCUGUACUCGCUCCUCCCCAACCCCACAAUUGCUGCGGUGAUUUUGCGCAACAGCAAACUGUUUAAAUCGCCUCUUCAGAUCAACCAAAAGCCCAAUUCAGCAAAUAUCGACCCAGAAGGGCUGAACGGCGAUCCGGGCCUUCCACAAUCUGCGCAUCCAGUGCUCUUCGCUCGAAGGCUCAUCCAACUUGCCCUUUGUCUUCGGCAUUCUGACUCAAAAGCAUCCGAAAACCUUCAAAUACAAUUGAAUGAGUCUGUCACCAGUGCCGCAACUCGCUACUUUGAUGUAGCUUGUGGUUAUGUCUUGUCUCAUGACGCAUUGAUAAGCUCUCUCGACGGGUUACAAACUUUGAUACUCCAAGGACGUUACUACAUUACAAUCGGGGAUCUUCGAAAAGCGUGGUCGAUCCAUCGGCGGGCCUCCAAUAUUGCCUCCGCCAUGGGAAUUCCACUACUGGCACUGACAAUGGGUGGCCAUGCAGAUGCUGUGUGGUUUCAGCUGGUCUAUAGUGAUCGCUUUCUUUCUCUCAUGCUAGGGCUCCCUUUUGCAAUUACCGAGAAUUACUUGGAAAUGACAAGCUGCCGAGACACCAUCACCCCAGCCCAACACUUGGAACGAGUUCACGUCUUGGCUGCAGGGCGAAUUAUUGCCAGAAACGUGCGUGUACAAAACUUUGGCAUGCCGUAUGAAAUUGCGUGGUCGUCUUGCAAUGAAUUUACCGAGUCAAGAGACAUCGACCAAGAGUUGAAAAGAGCCACGAGACUUCUCCCAUCAAGCUGGUGGCUGACUCCGUCUUUGAACAAUGCAACCAUGGAAAACGAGGUACUAGAAAGGACGGGAAGGCUGCUUAUUCAAAUGCACCAACACUACCUUCUAGUCCUCCUACACCAACCAUAUGUGAUCCAACAGCUUUGUUCUGUUUUCAAUGCCGAUGACCUUCAACUCUCGGCUGAAAGUACCUAUAGCACACUCGCUGCUGCCUCAGCAAGCCGUGAGAUGAUCACACGUUAUCUUGAAUUUCGUGGGUACCAUCGAUCUCCAUCUUCCCGUGUUAUAGACGACAAGUGCUUCAUGGCCUCUAUAACUCUCCUAUUUGCCCACUUGGGCGGCCAUCGUCUAAGCAGCAUGAAUGUCCUGGAGCACCAAAGAUGCCAUGAUCUAGGAAUCAUUGAACGGGUCAUCGCGUUCAUGAAGGAGAUCUCCGUUUUGAAUGAUAAUCCUCUUGCUGCAGCACGGUCGCACUCUCUCAGCAACCUUUUGGAAACCGAGGCCCAUGCAGCGGAUGGACUGCCUUACCACGUCUCGAUUGAGGGGAAAAUAAGCAUGAGCAUUAACAGAGAUGUCGAGGGCACACUGCAUGGCUUCCAAAUUUCGGUUCCUUACUGUGGAAACAUCUAUAUCUCACACCAGAUACGCCAAGGUUCUCCCACUGAAGGUGUCUGGAGCUCCGAUGUAUUCGGCUCAGAAAUCAUUGAUACCGACUUUAUUGAGAACCAGAGGACACUCGCUAUUGCAGACGGAAAUCUCCUGGCGGUAGAGGGGCCACCAUCCCUACAAACCUACUUGGGUUAA
Penicillium subrubescens is the source of this 1602-nucleotide messenger RNA. Its product is annotated as fungal specific transcription factor domain-containing protein. NCBI's taxonomy places the organism in Eukaryota, Fungi, Ascomycota, Eurotiomycetes, Eurotiales, Aspergillaceae. The transcript has a single exon. The coding region runs from base 1 to 1602 and encodes 533 amino acids. The record is from RefSeq and is a predicted model, not a curated record.